AUGGCUGCAGUUCCGCUGAAUGAUCUGAUGACUCUUGCAAGAGCUGGCUGCGCUGGUACCGAGAUCGACGCGCUCAGCCACGAUGCAAGGGCCGCCUGGAAGCAGGGCAGGAACGUUGGUGAGAUGCAGUGA
Parastagonospora nodorum SN15 is the source of this 132-nucleotide messenger RNA. RefSeq lists its product as hypothetical. The transcript is spliced from 2 exons. NCBI's taxonomy places the organism in Eukaryota, Fungi, Ascomycota, Dothideomycetes, Pleosporales, Phaeosphaeriaceae. Bases 1 to 132 code for a protein of 43 amino acids. The record is from RefSeq and is a predicted model, not a curated record.